AUGGCUUCAAACUUGGAAGAUCGCAUAAAAAGUGCUAUAUCUGCCUACAAUUUGCAGGAAAAGCCGAAUAUCCGCGUGGUUGCAGAGCAAUUUGACCUUAAAUAUAAUACACUGCGAGGUCGGAUCCACGGUCGCAACCCUCGAAACCAACGUAUCCCUACCAACAAAGCUCUUGAACCAGAGCAAGAAAAGGCCCUUAUUCUAUGGAUCGAUACCUUGGAUCAGGCCUAUUCUCCGCCCUCUGCAGCCCAAAUCCGUGGCUGUGCACAGGAAAUUGUACGGCGCCAUGAACCCGCCCGUAUACUAGGUAAAAACUGGGGAUACAGUUUUUGCAAGCGCCUACCGCCUGAAUACAAUUAUUUGACCCAAAAGCCUAUCGAAAAGGCUCGAUAUGCACCUGUUGAUCCUGGAUAUUUAAGUUUUUGGUACGAUCGCCUACAAAUUACGUUGAAAACGUACGAUAUUCUACCAAAAAAUCUAUACAAUUUCGACGAAACUGGCUAUCGAAUUGGCGAAGGCAAGCCCCAAAAGGUCGUCUCACGCCGGGGCAAUGCAACCAAUAAUACAGGCGGCCAAAGCGAAUCUUUAACGGGAAUUGAGUGUGUAUCGGCCGAUGGCUGGGUGAUGCCACCUUGGUUCUUGGUCAAAGGGCAAUUCCAUAUGGAGAGCUGGUUUUCAGGCAUCAAUUUGCCUGAUAACUAUACAAUUUGCCCGACGCCGAAUGGAUGGACCGAUGAAAUUGUCAGUUUUGCCUGGGUCCAGAUCUUCGAUGAAUUCACAUCUCUACGGGAGAUGGCAGCGAUGGUUGGGACGGGUGCGAACGCACAGAUUUUGCCCCCUGACAGGAGAGGAACACCAAAAAGCACGGCCCUCACGGAUCCGCCCCGAUCCAUGGAUGACAUCGCGGAAGGGGCCCGCCGGGUGCUUAACCACAUCGAGAACAAUGGCACGGAGGACCGGUACGUCACUGGAUAUAUUCGUGCCGUCCGCCAGUACGCACUAAACGCCCAACGGGGAGACGGUCAGGAGAUGGCCAAGGUGCUUGAGGCGCUGACCAAGAUCAACGCCGGCACCGAACGCCUGAACCAGCGAAUUAAUACCAUUGAAAAGACAACCAACACAUUAUCGACGGCACUAUCUACCCCCGCGGCGAACUCUGCAGCAGCGUGGCGCAACUUCCGGGCCAAAGAAUGGCAGCGCGACUUGGCUACGGCUGCGGCUCCUAUCACCCGGAGCGGCGGCACAUCGUCUCCAGGAGUACCGGAAAUGGAACUUCGCGAGGACCGAGAGGUCAUCGUCAAGGUCGGAAUGAACCGCGAGCAAAUCCGUGGAUUGACACCAAAAGAUCUGGUCGAGAGGGCUGAACGACAGAGGGUAACAAAUGCCCGUCAGAAGAAUUCAGGGGUACUGGCCGGACAGGCUUUCUUUGUCGCCGCUCGAAAAUUGCCGUCGGGGGAUGUGGCAAUGAUCGCCAACAGUGCGGCAGGGGCAGAGGUCCUCCGCAAACAUGCUGCGUGGCUGAGAGCCUUUGGACCAGGCUCGGUGGUCCAAGAACCGUCAUGGGGAGUGGUGGCGUACCAUAUUCCCGUGAGGUCGAUGAAGGUUACUCCGGAGACGAUGGCUGACGUUGCGGCUGAGCUGCUCAGGCAGAACAACUGGGGCGAAGGCGCUAAGAUUCAGUAUCUAGGAUGGAUGACCCGUCCGGGUGAGAGGGCGGAGGGCUCCAUCCUGAUCGAGUUCACCAGCCCAGUCGUGGCUAAUCGCGCGAUCAUCUCGGGAAUCGUGUGGGGGAAGCAAAUUCACAAUGCAUCACGAUUCUGUCGUGAGGGGCGGAUAAAGCUAUGCAGAAAAUGCCAAAAGCCGGGGCAUAUCCAGUCACACUGUUCCAACUUCUUCAAAUGCGGUCACUGCGCCAACGGACACCCGACCUGGGAGUGUCCGUCGACGAAGGGGCAAGCGAUACCAGUCAAGUGCGCCAAUUGUGGCGAAGGGCAUCGCCCUACAAGUCGGGAAUGUCCGGUGAAGGUUGCAGCGAUGAACGAAGCCAAGCAAGCGCUGGCCAACUGCCCUGCAUAUCACCGCGUUCCUAUGCACCUCCAAGUGACGGCAAGCACCGGCAACGAAGCACCUUCGACUAGGGCAGACCCCAUGAUUGCGAAUGGACUCGAAGCGUCGAUACACGCUCCGGAGGGGCAGCGGGGGGAAGAGCCCCCAUGGAACCCCCAGGAUGCUGUAAUCGACGUGGAGACUGCAGCGAUAGAAGUAGAAACAUUACCAGAGGAGGUCACUGAACCGACUCAGCCUACUCAGCUCAAAAGGGGCCCUGGCCGCCCAAAGGGCUCAAGAACGAGGUCAAAGAAUCCCAAACCAACAGUGAUACCGCUGGCAUGCCAAGGGUCCACAAGGCUCCAAGCGGCCUCGAAAAGGCGCCGCACAGGCGAGCCGGACGACACCAUGGACGAGCAACCAGACGACAAUGAAUGGCUCAGCAUUCAACCCACUCCGGCCAGUCUCCCUCAACCUGACACUCGGCAAGAUAGCCUAGAACACCGACUUACCCAAUUCAUCAACGAGGUCACCACUGUCAAUGAGGCCGGUAACACGUCCGGGCCUGAUGACGAGGGGGAAUUGGACCCGGAGAGCCCCGAAUACCGCAAAUUGGUGAUUCUGAAAUACACACAGCGGCAAGCGAUACCGAUUGGAUCAUCUCCGCCGCUCUUUCCGACGGAUGCACCAACAAUCGAAGACCCAAAUGACGAAGUAUGGCACGAGGCCAGCGAACGAAGCGAUGACGAACAAACUCAUCAAUGA
Molecule: messenger RNA, 2811 nt
Organism: Penicillium antarcticum
Lineage: Eukaryota; Fungi; Ascomycota; Eurotiomycetes; Eurotiales; Aspergillaceae
Product: zinc knuckle domain protein
Exons: 2
Coding region: 1-2811 (936 amino acids)
Cellular component (GO): nucleus
Molecular function (GO): DNA binding; zinc ion binding
Source: RefSeq, a predicted model, not a curated record